This is a messenger RNA of Mesoplodon densirostris (Blainville's beaked whale), 780 nucleotides long. It is a transcript of the gene KCTD4, whose product is annotated as potassium channel tetramerization domain containing 4. Gene Ontology annotation, molecular function: protein binding. The record is from RefSeq and is a predicted model, not a curated record. Gene Ontology annotation, biological process: protein homooligomerization. NCBI's taxonomy places the organism in Eukaryota, Metazoa, Chordata, Mammalia, Artiodactyla, Ziphiidae. The transcript has a single exon. Bases 1 to 780 code for a protein of 259 amino acids.
AUGGAGCGUAAAAUAAACAGAAGAGAAAAAGAAAAGGAGUAUGAAGGGAAACACAACAGCCUGGAAGAUGCUGACCAGGGAAAGAACUGCAAAUCCACCCUGAUGACCCUCAACGUUGGUGGAUACUUAUACAUUACUCAGAAACAAACACUGACCAAGUACCCAGACACUUUCCUUGAAGGUAUAGUAAAUGGAAAAAUCCUCUGCCCAUUUGAUGCUGAUGGUCAUUAUUUCAUAGACAGGGAUGGGCUCCUCUUCAGGCAUGUUCUAAACUUCCUACGAAAUGGAGAACUUCUACUGCCAGAAGGGUUUCGAGAAAAUCAACUUCUCGCACAAGAAGCAGAAUUCUUUCAGCUCAAGGGACUGGCGGAGGAAGUGAAGUCCAGGUGGGAAAAAGAACAGCUAACACCCAGGGAGACUACUUUCUUGGAAAUAACAGAUAACCAUGAUCGCUCACAAGGACUGAGAAUCUUCUGUAAUGCUCCUGAUUUCAUAUCAAAAAUAAAAUCUCGCAUUGUUCUGGUGUCCAAAAGCAGGCUGGAUGGCUUUCCAGAGGAGUUUUCAGUAUCGUCAAACAUCAUUCAAUUUAAAUACUUCAUAAAGUCUGAAAAUGGAACUCGACUUGUACUGAAGGAAGACAACACCUUUGUCUGCACCUUGGAAACUCUUAAGUUCGAGGCCAUAAUGAUGGCCUUAAAGUGUGGUUUUAGACUGCUGACCAGCCUGGAUUGCUCCAAAGGGUCGAUUGUUCACAGCGAUGCACUUCAUUUUAUCAAGUAA